This is a messenger RNA of Lactuca virosa, 692 nucleotides long. The record is from the annotation of a GenBank genome assembly. Lineage: Eukaryota; Viridiplantae; Streptophyta; Magnoliopsida; Asterales; Asteraceae.
GCCACACCCCAGUCGCCACGUUCGUGGUUGGUAGAGUAGCGAGAGAGUUUUCUAGGGUUUAUCUCUCCAGGAUUUAAAGUCGCAGUAGGGCUUUAUUCGCCCCUCUUUGGUAAUUCAAUCUCCAUGAUCGUUCGUUUCCCAUGGACCCUUCUGUGCAUAACGCUCCAACAGUCGACGAAGAUGACGAGUGGGACACCGAUGGGUUUGUGAUCCCAAGCUUGGGAAUUGAAGACCUAAAUCAAAGCACAACAAAUGCUCCACUAGUAGAAGACUCGAAACACACAAUCAAAGAUAAGAAGGAAGAGCAUAUAUAUCUUGGACCUCAUGGAGCUCCUCCUUCACAAGCAAAACAGGAUGUAAACUAUUCUGGACGCAAACAGAGGUUCAAGCAGAAGUUGAAGGAUGCAGAUGAGAGAAUCGGUGGGGGUGGGGGUGGGUCUGGAAGAGAAAACAAACUGGAAAAUCUAAGAGAUCUUGUGGGUGGUGGAAAGAUGCCUGUUAUCGCGUCCAAGAGUUCCAAUAGGGAUUGGCUAGACCCGCACUGUCACGAGUCUCAGUUUGAAAAGCGAUACACAUCAUAGAAAUUUGAUUACUAAAAACCAUAGGCAUAGUGUCUUGAAAGAUACAGGCCAUCAUAUUCAUGCCUUAUUUAAAGCUUUUAAAACUUGUUGCUUCCUGUGUCACUUAAAGGC